This is a messenger RNA of Mercenaria mercenaria, 1434 nucleotides long. Its product is annotated as GTPase IMAP family member 9-like. Bases 92 to 982 code for a protein of 296 amino acids. Lineage: Eukaryota; Metazoa; Mollusca; Bivalvia; Venerida; Veneridae. The record is from RefSeq and is a predicted model, not a curated record. The transcript has 2 exons. Gene Ontology annotation, molecular function: GTP binding.
CAAAUCACCCUGUCAUUAUCGUCGUAAUAGCUACGUGUCACUCUUUCCUUGUAACAAGUUGGUGGAACUUUGUUUUUAAUUUUCAAACAAGAUGUCUGCGAAUUACGAAAGGAAAAUAGUCAUUGUUGGGAAAACCGGAAAUGGCAAGAGUUCUCUAGGGAAUGUUUUACUUAGAAGGCGUGCGUUUGAUGAAGCACGUAGCUUUAAUGCUAUCACUAAAGAAUGUAAAGUGGAGAGAGAUGAGGGAAAUAUAUCUAUUGUUGACACUCCUGGUCUUUUCGAUAGCGACGGAGAGAAAAGUCUGGUAAUGCAAGCUUUGGAGGUCCAAACGGCAAUAACACAACUUUGCCCAAAUCCCCAUGCCUUCCUUAUUGUGCUAAAUGGAUCCACCAGGUUAACGCAAGAAGAGUUGUCAACUAUUGAUGUCCUUCGCAUUAUUUUCGGUGAGCAGUGUUUGACAAGGGCUAUCAUAGUUUUAACUCAUAUUGAAAAUAAUGAAGACAAAACACAGCUGAGAGCAAGGCUCGACAAAAGUAGCGGAAUGAUCAACUUGAUUAAGCAGUGCGGAAACAGGUUUGCUAGAAUAGACAAUAGGGAACCAAAACCUGAGCAUAUAGAACGUAUCAACAGACUUGUGGAUAAGGUAUCUCGGGCAGGAAAUGUCAGCUUCAAGAAUACAUUUCUGUAUGUACACCAGCAGGUGCUUCGAGAAGCACUUAAAACCCAUGAUAGUGGAAAAGUACACGAGCAAAUUAAAAGGUUGUCUGAGCAAAUCAUGCAGGCUGUGGAAGAAGAAAGGGAGUUGAAUAAAAAACGCUGGAAAGCAGCAGGCGUAGGUGCGGUUUGUGUUGCUGCAGGGAUAGCUUAUUUUGGAGGAGGCCCUACAGCAAUUGCAACAACAGUUACAAAUCCUGAAGCGGUUCGAGUGGUAAUUGAAAAAUCUGUAAAUGUUGCAGUUGGGCUGAUUAGUUCUACUCAUUGACGAGUUUUGUUUUAACUGAUGCUGACGGCGGGAACAUCAAAAUAGUUCCACCGCUUGAAAAACUUUAUUUGUGAGAGGAAAAUUAUAUACAUGUAGUACUAUUCAGUAUUUAUCUGAUUAGCUAUCCUUUGUUGUUGUUGUUUUUGUUGUUGUUGUUGUAUUGUUAUGGUUUCACUUCAAUAUAUAUGUAGUUAAGUAAUAUAUAUCGUCUUUCCAAAAAUGACAAUAAUAUUAAUUACGGUGAUGAGAGGAUUUCGCCAAAUUCGCUUUAGACAUAGUUAAAGUUAGAAGGUAUCAAGAAAUUUAAUACAUGUAUACAGGUAGAACUUUCAUAGAAACAUGUCUUAACUUUUUUUUUUCACUUGUUCUCUCUAGUAAGAGGAUUAUUGUUGUCACUGAUUAAUGUUUUAAUCUUUACUGAUAUAAUCAAAUAAAUUGCGUCUUGUAUCAUG